Dothidotthia symphoricarpi CBS 119687 is the source of this 1776-nucleotide messenger RNA. RefSeq lists its product as uncharacterized. Lineage: Eukaryota; Fungi; Ascomycota; Dothideomycetes; Pleosporales; Dothidotthiaceae. The transcript is spliced from 2 exons. The record is from RefSeq and is a predicted model, not a curated record. Bases 1 to 1629 code for a protein of 542 amino acids.
AUGGCUAGAGACAAAGAACACAGGUCAAAGAGCAAGAAGGUAGUGUAUAAUAAUUGCUCAUUUGCUGCUAUUGCCUCCAUCUUCCCACCUGUAGAAGAUUGUGAUUGGCGCUACCUCAGGUUGCGCAAGGACUUCAACUUGCAACUCCGAUCUUUGAACGAAGGCGGCACCCUAGGACUUCAUAAGCUCAUAGGCUUUCCAUGUGGAUGGGACGAACCGUUCGAAAUCCAGGACGAGUUGGAACUGCGGCCGCAGUCAAAGCAUCUGGAAGUGAGGAUCCUGAGGAGGUCAGACGACCUCAUUGUGCUUAAGACUGGGGAGAAGGUGGCUCCAGGUCUGUUGGAGGAAGCGCUGUCGAAAGACGCGGCUGUACGAACCGCAAUCUGCAUAGGUAAUGGGUUCUUCGAACUGGUCCUUCUCGUCGAACAGUCGCGUUCCCUCGAACUAAGUCAAGAUGCUUUUGUCGAUCACGUUUGGAACCUGGUUAACGAUAUCAAUCCCCUGCUAGAUCAACAUGCGCGCAUCUCAUCCAAAGCGGCGAUCAUCCUGAAGUCACCCGCAAAGGAGAUUCGACGCUCCGACAAAGGUUCUGUGAUGAGAAAAGAGGUACAGGAAGAUUUCAAGUCGGAAAUUCAACAGGCCUAUGAGGCAUUAGAGUCAUGUGCUACAACCUGGAUCUUGCAGCCAGACAACCUCAACUUUGAGUUGGUCGAUUUGGUAAAGAGCUUGUUGACACACUCCGGUCGUGCAAAUGAUGCUCUUGGUCUCAAAGAUGAUAUGUUCGAGGCAGGCCUGGACUCGUUGGGAACCGUUCGUCUUACUCGCGCUAUCAACGCUGCGGUGCGGAAGGUAUCUACAGUCACCCCGCCCACAAUCAAGCCCGAUUUUGUCUACCGCAAACCAACCUUCAAGCUUCUUGCAGACGCGUUGAGGCCUUUGCUGAUGGGCAAAGAUGAGCUUCCCGUUUUAGAACAAGGUCGGGAAGUGCAGAUGAGAUCUAUGUUGUCCAGUUUUCUCGACACUCAUCCUGCCGAAAUGGCAGGUGACGGUGCGGUUGUCCUCCUCACCGGAUACACGGGUAGCCUGGGCGUUCAUGUACUCCGACAGUUGGCAACCAGCAACCGAGUUCACCGAGUCAUAUGCUUGAAUCGCGCAGUUUACAGGGACGGCAUGCGCUUGAGUCCAUCUGUCCGGCAGGCGGAAGCCAACGCAGUCGCAGGGGUCUCUGUUCCGGUCCACAUCUGGGAAAAGGUCGAGUUCUUGGACGCUAACAUGCAAGCACCGGACCUAGGCAUCGGCAAACAGGAUUUCGUGCGCCUCGUAGGAUUCGUGACGCACAUAGUGCAUCUCGCGUGGCCGAUGGACUUCAAACGUAGCUUGAAGAGCUUCGAACCUCACGUCCAAGGCACGAAAUUGCUGACCGACCUUGCCAUUGCCGCACACGAAGCCAGCGGGGGAGCCUUGAGACCGCGGCUCUUGUUUGCUUCGUCCAUCGCAGUACUUGCACGAUACGAGACGAAAAAGGAUGUUUUGUCACAGCUCCAAUGGGAUACGCAGAGGCAAAGUGGGUUUGCGAGCAGCUGCUCAGUUCAAAGGAGCAUCAGUACCGAGACAAAUUUGAUCCGAUGAUUGUCACAAUCGGCCAACUGAGCGGAGCAGAGGGCGCUGGCGUGUGGAAGGUGGAGGAACAUUUUCCCACGCUCGUGAAGAUGUCGCAGAAAGUAUCUGCUUUGCCUGCACUGAGAGGUGUAAGUUUAGGAUAAUUCCCCAUGUACC